CUCCAAGCUUAUCAGUUCGCGCUAGGCAGCCGUGCAAUGCGUUGGUUUCUCUUCUUGCGGUUCGAUCGUGCCUUGAAUUUUACGCGUUACGUGACACGCAUACACACACGCCCGCCGGUUCGCCGCCUAUGAGAGUCGGUCGUUAAACUUCCGCUGAUCGAGCAGCAAGCAAAACUGUCAGUUCCGGUGCAGCACGAACAUCCCCCUCGAAGACCGGCGCGUGGAAGCUUCUUCAGACGAAUCCGGAAUACUUCACACCUGCGAAUGUACUUCACAAUAUGGAUAGUUGUUCUUGCCCAAUUCAGAAAUAUUCAACUUGCAACCGGGGAAGAAAUGGCGUCGGAGUCGCCACGGGUGCCGUGCGACGGCCAGAAUCGCACAGAGGAGGAUCUCCAGACGUUCGACUUCAUCAGCAAGCUAAGAUUGGAUCGCUUAGAGCCGCAUUACGUCGCUUUGACACGGGUCAGAGGUAGCAGCCUCUUGCAAACAGCUUACAGAUUGGGAAAAGACACCGACGUCACUCUGCCAACGAAGGACAUACUUCCGAACGAUUUGCCAGAGGAGUUCAGUGUAGUCUGCACGUUCCGAGCCAGGAAACUGCCAAAGUAUACUUGGCAUAUUAUCAGAAUCAUCGACAUGGAAAACGAGCCCCAGUUUUUAAUAGCGGCGAACACGAAAACUCUGACUCUGGACAUUUCUAUGAAAGAUGCGGACGGGGGGCUGCAGAACGUGUCGUUUCCAGCGGAACGUAUAUUCGACAAAAACUGGCACAAAGUCAGCAUCGGUGUAUUCAAGGACCGACUGGUGGUUCACAUCGACUGCGAGAACGUUGGCGCGCUACCGUUGAAGCCACGAGGACCGAUUAAACUCGAUGGGAAAAUCUCCGUAUCGAAGAUGUCCCACAGCACAGUCACCGUGCCGAUCGAUAUCCAGUGGAUGGUCUUAAAUUGCGACCCGGCGAGAUCGGCGCGAGAAACCUGCGAGGAGCUGCCGAAGAGCCUUAGCAGUCCUUUAUUACCUCAGAGGCGGCCGACCUGCGAAAUUAUCUGUCCACAGGGGCCGGCAGGAAUUAAUGGCACAAAUGGCCCAGCCGGUUUGCCUGGACUACCUGGACCGCCCGGGCCAACCGGAUCAACCGGACCCAUGGGUGCACCCGGUCCAAUCGGCCGACCAGGACAAGUCGGACCCCCGGGGGAGAAAGGCAAAAUCGGCCCGCCAGGAUUAACCGGAGCCCGGGGUUUCCCCGGAUUGCUCGGUCCCAAAGGACCCAUCGGGCUAAUCGGACCCCUCGGCUUGAAAGGAGAACCCGGCGAACGAGGCGACAUGGGAUUUCCCGGACUGAAAGGUGACCAGGGUUUGCCGGGACCACAGGGCCAUCCCGGUGCACCGGGCCCACCCGGAAACGUCAGCGAUUACGGCGAUGUAUUGUCACGGUUCGUGGCCACGCCGGUUUAUGGGAGCCAGCCGGGUGAAAAGGGCUCCAAGGGCGAACAGGGCGAGUCUGGCGACAGAGGUCAGCAAGGUCAGAAAGGUGAACAAGGAGAACGAGGUCCUCCAGGUCGGGAUGGAAUUUCAGGAGUCGACGGGACGCCAGGCACGCCUGGAUAUGCUGGUCCGAAGGGAGCGGCAGGAUUACUAGGACUACCGGGGCCGCAAGGAUUUCAAGGACCUCCGGGCGAAAUUGGCCUAACGGGUCCUCCCGGAGCACAAGGUCACAAGGGCGAGCCUGGUGAACCUGGACGAAACGGUCUACCAGGCCCGACCAUUGGCUCUGCAACGCCGGGCCUACCAGGCCCUGAAGGUCCUCCGGGCCCACCCGGAGAAGACGGUCUUCCUGGUCCGAAGGGCGAUCCGGGCCCCGUUGGUCCAGAAGGCUCGCCAGGAUUGAACGGACAAACUGGCUCCGCGGGUUUCCCAGGAGCGCAGGGACCACCGGGUCGACCGGGGGAACCGGGUCCUCCGGGACAACGUGGCGCCGACGGCUUGAUUGGAAUGCCGGGAGCAUCAGGAUCCGAGGGGAAGCCUGGCCUCAAAGGCGACAGAGGCCCACCGGGGGAGCGAGGUCCUACGGGACUACAAGGCCUCCCUGGAAACCUUGGGCCUGUUGGUUUGCCGGGAGCCACGGGUUUCCCAGGGUUGGAAGGACGACCCGGUCCGUCGGGCCCGCCUGGUCCUCCAGGACCGCCAGGAUCUUCCGACGCGAAAGCGGAUAUGUUCACCACGAACGACGUUCUGGAGACGAUCGGUAGCCCGGGCAUCAGUGGGCCCAGAGGUGUGCCAGGUUCUCCAGGAUUGCCAGGUGAAAGAGGACCGUCCGGGGAGCGGGGCCCGGAAGGCCAGAUAGGACCGGUCGGCAUGCCUGGAAAGGACGGGGCGCCGGGACUUCAGGGACCGUCGGGGGUCAGAGGUCAAACGGGGAUGCCGGGCGUUCAAGGACCGCCGGGCCGCAGUAUCAGCGAGUCGGAGAUUCGGGACAUAUGCGCGACCGUGUUGCGAGAGCAGAUGACCGAGAUCGCGGCGCUGAUGCAAGGUCCGCCCGGCCCAGCAGUCCGAGGCCGUCCGGGUCGUCCUGGCUCACCUGGUCCACAAGGUCGCCCAGGUGAUCCAGGUCCUCCAGGUCUGCCAGGAGAACGCGGCUUCGUAGGUCUACCCGGACCACAAGGUCCUAUGGGUCCUCAAGGUCAAGUUGGCGAACGAGGAGAGAAAGGCGACAGAGGACCGGAAGGCUUCGGCGUCGAAGGUCCCGUUGGCCCUAGAGGAUUGCCUGGACCACCCGGUAACGAUGGUAUAGGAUUGCCCGGCAGGCAAGGGGAACGGGGGGAAACGGGCAGACCAGGUCCCGCAGGAAGGAUGGGCCCACCUGGCCCGAAAGGUUUGCCAGGAUUUUGCGAAUCGUGCAAUCACGAUAGCUCCGGCUACUUACAGUACAUCCGGAGCAACGAGAAAGGACCUUAAAAUACGCAGCUGUAUUUUUAUAAGCUUAUAAAGUACAAUUAACAUUUUAACGUGUCCACGAACGAUAAAACUUUUUCCGCUCACAUGUUUAAAAGUCUUUAAAAGACACUGCCACUUCAAGACAAUACUCUAUUAACAUCGUGUAUUUAAGUACGACAAUCAUGUUAUUCCUUAAGAAUAAUUAAUGCGAGUUAUUACUUAAUAUGCUGGUCAUUAUAUUACAAUUGUAUGUACAAAUGUUCUCGUGCAGAUAGUGCCGAAUAAAUAUUUUUUAAGAAACAAGA
Molecule: messenger RNA, 3239 nt
Organism: Megalopta genalis
Lineage: Eukaryota; Metazoa; Arthropoda; Insecta; Hymenoptera; Halictidae
Biological process (GO): extracellular matrix organization
Molecular function (GO): extracellular matrix structural constituent conferring tensile strength
Source: RefSeq, a predicted model, not a curated record